Messenger RNA from Herpailurus yagouaroundi (jaguarundi), 3992 nucleotides. It is a transcript of the gene RBM10, whose product is annotated as RNA binding motif protein 10. The coding region runs from base 1096 to 3774 and encodes 892 amino acids. Gene Ontology annotation, molecular function: RNA binding. Gene Ontology annotation, biological process: mRNA splicing, via spliceosome. Lineage: Eukaryota; Metazoa; Chordata; Mammalia; Carnivora; Felidae. Gene Ontology annotation, cellular component: nucleus. The transcript is spliced from 25 exons. The record is from RefSeq and is a predicted model, not a curated record.
UUUCAAAUGUGGCCAGGUGCUGAGUAGCCAGCCCUCUUUCCCUCCAUUUGUCCUAGCCUCAGGGGAGCGACCAUUUUUUUAACCUCUCGGUCAGGCUAAGGAAUUUACGGCUGAGAGGUCUGCCCAUUUCCUUGAUAAGGAAGCGUUGACACUUGGAUGGAUGCGGGUCCCAGUCAAUGGCCCGGAGAUUUCCUCGGUCUUUUGGGUAAAGGGACGGAGCUUCCGCUUGUCUUUCAUGAUUCGGAGGAAGCCCAGCUUCCAAAGAGCGGGACUCGCUGGAUUGGCCAAUAGCUACUCCUUUUUGCAACUUGCAAGCGUUCGCACGGAGAGUGGGGAGGUGGCAUAUGGUUGCCAAUCAGAGCCGACCAGGGCUGGCCGUCGGCAGCUGGCGACCAAUAGACGAGACCGACCAGAGCGCGCUCCCUUAGUAGGUGGAUGGUGGUCGAAGCGCCGGCUCCCUUCUCGUCGUCGCCAUUUUGUGCUGGUGACUGCGGCCGGCUGGGAGUAGGCGGCAGUGGGUUUCCUGGGGAGGGUAGCGCGCUUGGCGCUUCUCCCCUCCCCGCUCUUCCGCCCUCUUGCUUCCAGCCUCAGACUUAACGCUGGUGCGGGCCGGCCCCGGCUGAGCUGGGAGAGUUGGAGGAGGUGGCGGCGCGCAGAGGUGAUGUCCGGGAGCCCUCCCUUGACAGCCCGGGCCGAGAAGAGUCCCUGCAGGAGGCAUCACCCAGGCUGGCAGAUCAUGGUGGCAGCAGCGGGGGUGGCUGGGAAGUGAAACGGAGCCAGCGGCUGAGGAGGGGCCCCAGCAGCCCCCGCAGGCCCUAUCAGGACAUGGAGUAUGAAAGACGUAAUCGCAGUAGAAGAAAUUUCAACAAAACAGCUGCCAGUGCUAACGGGGUGACCGUGAAACAGAGGGGCAGGGUAGCACGGUGCAACAUGGGGCAGAGGAAGAGAGGUCAGUAGAGACCUUGCCCCACAUACCCUGCAGACCUUGCGGGAUCUGGAGGUGGUCGUGGGGAUAGGACUGGCCGCUACGGAGCCACUGACCGUUCGCAGGACGAUGGGGGGGAGAGCCGCAGCCGAGACCACGACUACCGGGACAUGGACUACCGCUCAUAUCCCCGCGAGUACGGUAGCCAGGAGGGCAAGCACGACUAUGACGACUCGUCCGAGGAGCAGAGUGCAGAGGAUUCCUACGAGGCCUCCCCGGGCUCCGAGACUCAGCGUAGGCGGCGGCGGCGGCACAGGCACAGCCCCACCGGCCCGCCAGGCUUCCCCCGAGACGGCGACUAUCGGGACCAGGACUAUCGGACCGAGCAAGGGGAGGAGGAGGAGGAGGAUGAGGAGGAGGAGGAGGAGGAGAAGGCCAGUAACAUCGUCAUGCUGAGGAUGCUGCCACAGGCAGCCACUGAGGAUGACAUCCGGGGCCAGCUGCAGUCCCACGGAGUGCAAGCGCGGGAGGUCCGGCUGAUGCGGAACAAAUCCUCAGGUCAGAGCCGGGGCUUCGCCUUCGUCGAGUUUAGUCACUUGCAGGACGCUACACGAUGGAUGGAAGCCAAUCAGCACUCCCUCAACAUCCUGGGCCAGAAGGUGUCCAUGCACUACAGCGACCCCAAGCCCAAGAUCAAUGAGGACUGGCUGUGUAAUAAGUGUGGCGUCCAGAACUUCAAACGCCGUGAGAAGUGCUUCAAAUGUGGUGUGCCCAAGUCAGAGGCGGAGCAGAAGCUGCCCCUGGGCGCAAGGCUGGAUCAGCAGACGCUGCCUCUGGGUGGACGGGAGCUAAGCCAGGGCCUGCUCCCCCUGCCUCAGCCCUACCAGGCCCAGGGAGUGCUGGCCUCCCAAGCCCUGUCACAGGGCUCGGAGCCAAGCUCAGAGAACGCCAAUGACACCAUCAUUUUGCGCAACCUGAACCCACACAGCACCAUGGACUCCAUCCUGGGGGCCCUGGCACCCUAUGCGGUGCUGUCCUCCUCCAAUGUACGCGUCAUCAAGGACAAGCAGACCCAACUGAAUCGCGGCUUCGCCUUCAUCCAGCUCUCCACCAUCGUGGAAGCAGCCCAGCUACUGCAGAUCCUACAGGCCCUGCACCCACCGCUCACCAUCGACGGCAAGACCAUCAACGUUGAGUUCGCCAAGGGUUCUAAGAGGGACAUGGCCUCCAAUGAAGGCAGCCGCAUCAAUGCUGCCUCUGUGGCCAGCACUGCCAUUGCUGCGGCCCAGUGGGCCAUCUCACAGGCCUCCCAGGGUGGGGAGGGUGCCUGGGCCACCCCCGAGGAGCCACCGGUCGACUACAGCUACUACCAACAGGAUGAGGGCUAUGGCGGCAGCCAGGGCACAGAGUCCUCCCUCUAUGCCCAUGGCUACCUCAAGGGCACCAAGGGCCCCGGCAUCACUGGAACCAAAGGGGACCCAGCUGGAGCAGGUCCUGAGGCCUCCCUGGAGCCUGGGACAGACUCUGUGUCACUGCAGGCUUUCUCCCGUGCCCAGCCUGGUGCCGCACCUGGCAUCUACCAGCAAUCAGCUGAGGCGAGCGGCAGCCAGGGCACCGCUGCCAACAGCCAGUCAUACACCAUCAUGUCACCCGCUGUGCUCAAAUCUGAGCUCCAGAGCCCUACCCAUCCCAGCUCUGCCCUGCCACCAGCCACCAGCCCCACUGCCCAGGAGUCCUACAACCAGUACCCUGUUCCGGACGUGUCUACUUACCAGUAUGACGAGACCUCUGGCUACUACUAUGACCCCCAGACUGGCCUCUACUAUGACCCCAACUCCCAGUAUUAUUACAACGCUCAGAGCCAGCAGUACCUGUACUGGGACGGGGAGAGACGGACCUACGUCCCUGCGCUGGAACAGUCAGCCGACGGGCAUAAGGAGACGGGGGCCCCCUCGAAAGAGGGUAAAGAAAAGAAGGAGAAGCACAAGACCAAGACAGCCCAACAGAUUGCCAAGGACAUGGAACGCUGGGCCCGCAGCCUCAACAAGCAAAAAGAAAACUUCAAAAACAGCUUCCAGCCCAUCAGCUCCCUGCGAGACGAUGAAAGGCGGGAAUCAGCUACCGCAGAUGCUGGCUAUGCCAUCCUCGAGAAGAAGGGAGCACUAGCUGAAAGACAGCACACCAGCAUGGACCUCCCGAAACUGGCCAGCGAUGACCGCCCAAGCCCACCUCGGGGCCUCGUGGCAGCCUACAGCGGGGAGAGUGACAGCGAGGAGGAGCAGGAGCGCGGGGGUCCGGAACGGGAGGAGAAGCUCACUGACUGGCAGAAGCUGGCCUGUCUGCUCUGCCGGCGCCAGUUCCCCAGCAAGGAGGCGCUCAUCCGCCACCAGCAGCUCUCUGGGCUACACAAGCAAAACCUUGAGAUUCACCGACGAGCGCACCUGUCGGAAAAUGAGCUGGAAGCACUGGAGAAGAACGACAUGGAGCAAAUGAAGUACCGGGACCGUGCAGCUGAACGCAGAGAGAAGUACGGCAUCCCUGAGCCACCGGAGCCCAAGCGGAGGAAGUACGGCGGCAUGUCUGCAGCUUCUGUGGACUUUGAGCAGCCCACACGGGAUGGGCUGGGCAGCGACAACAUUGGCAGUCGUAUGCUCCAGGCCAUGGGCUGGAAAGAAGGUAGUGGCCUGGGCCGGAAGAAGCAGGGCAUCGUGACGCCCAUUGAGGCCCAGACACGGGUGCGGGGUUCCGGCUUGGGGGCCCGAGGCAGCUCCUACGGGGUCACCUCAACCGAGUCCUACAAGGAGACACUGCACAAGACAAUGGUGACCCGCUUCAACGAGGCCCAGUGAGCAGCUGUGAGAGCUGCUUCUACAUAUGUCGGGUGUCCGGCCCAGGGCAGGGGAGGGUGAAGUGGUGGGUGGUCUGAGUGGGGCCCUGCACCUGUCUGCUAGCCUACUCCCCAGCCAGAGAGGCCCUGACCAAGUCAGACUUUAAAUUGGUGACUUUUGUUGGAAAGCUGGGCUGGGAUCAUGCUCUUCUUUUUGUAAUAAAAGCUGAAAAGUCCGUA